AUGUCUUCAGUUCUCAAGGACCUUGAAAAACCGCACAUCGUUGCAAUUUUGUAUCCAGCUUCUGGCAAGCUUGACAGGCUGAAGGAAUUGAGGGUCGACCACAUCAACGCGACCCACAAGAAUGAGGACUAUACACCGCGUUAUCUAAUGACCGAGCAGCUUGAUACAAAGGAGCCAGCGCUGCACAUGUUUGAGACUACCACAGAUACACCAUCCCGCGACGGCGCAGACAAGCACACCAAAACUGAGAACUUCAAGACGCUAAUGUCAGAGUGUGAAAAGGAGGGUGUGAUGGGCAAGGAGCCAUACCUCGUGUUCACGAAGACUGUUGGUGGCUAUGACUGGGACCGUCAGAAGGUCUAG
Fulvia fulva is the source of this 363-nucleotide messenger RNA. RefSeq lists its product as uncharacterized. The transcript has 3 exons. Bases 1 to 363 code for a protein of 120 amino acids. NCBI's taxonomy places the organism in Eukaryota, Fungi, Ascomycota, Dothideomycetes, Mycosphaerellales, Mycosphaerellaceae. The record is from RefSeq and is a predicted model, not a curated record.